Carassius auratus (goldfish) is the source of this 594-nucleotide messenger RNA. Its product is annotated as complement factor I-like. Gene Ontology annotation, molecular function: serine-type endopeptidase activity. Lineage: Eukaryota; Metazoa; Chordata; Actinopteri; Cypriniformes; Cyprinidae. The record is from RefSeq and is a predicted model, not a curated record. Gene Ontology annotation, biological process: proteolysis. Bases 1 to 594 code for a protein of 197 amino acids. The transcript is spliced from 5 exons.
AUGGGGCUGGAGAGCGGGGUGUAUUUGGGUGGAUGCUGGGUUUUGACCGCCGCACACUGCGUCAGGCCCAAACCCAAGUCCUUCCGCAUCAAGUUCUCUCUCUGGAAGAAGCAUCGUUCGCAGUCGACGACGGAUAUUGUCCCGGUGAAGAACAUCAUCAUCCAUCAUGAAUAUAACCCUCAAACCUAUGCCAACGACAUCGCUUUGGUGCAGCUGGAGGAGGUGCAACUUUCGGACAAGUGCAUGCUGGACAAUUCAGCGGUCCGAGCUGUCUGCGUUCCCUGGUCCACCCAACAGUUCCAGCCCAACGACACCUGCACCGUCUCCGGCUGGGGCAGAGGAGCGACUCUGAAAUGGGCAAAUGUGACGCUUGUUGGCGACUGCGAGCAUUACUUCAAGGACCGUUUCCUCGCAGGAAUGGAGUGUGCAGGUGACCUGGACGGGAGGGUGGACUCGUGUCAGGGUGACUCCGGAGGGCCACUGGUGUGCACGGACACGUCUGGUUUGUCAUAUGUGUGGGGAAUAAUGAGCUGGGGAAAUAAAUGCAGCGAACCCAAUCAUCUCGGCAUCUACACUAAGUGGCGCAUUAUUUGA